Molecule: messenger RNA, 2614 nt
Organism: Zalophus californianus (California sea lion)
Lineage: Eukaryota; Metazoa; Chordata; Mammalia; Carnivora; Otariidae
Gene: TRIM45
Product: tripartite motif containing 45
Exons: 7
Coding region: 560-2308 (582 amino acids)
Biological process (GO): positive regulation of DNA-templated transcription
Cellular component (GO): nucleoplasm; chromatin
Molecular function (GO): ubiquitin-protein transferase activity; protein binding; zinc ion binding
Source: RefSeq, a predicted model, not a curated record
CAGAGCCUUGUGGGCCGCGGUGUUGGGGAGGCGGUGGCCGUCCAGGAGCCGGCGGGAGGCAUAGCUCCUUGGCCGGCCGUGUGACGUCCGCUCAGGGCCGGGUCGGGGGAAGGAGCGGGAGCCCCCCCCACCUCAUCAGGCGGGGGCGGGGGUGGCGCUUGUCGCGUGUCGGACCGGGGCCAGUGGGGCGGGAGGCGGGAGGCGGGUGGUAGUGGAAGGAGUGAGAGGUGCAGGGGUCCGGGAGUUGGCGGCGGCAGGACCCAUCAAGACUUAGACCUGGCAGCGCUUCCGGGGAGGAGGACUUGGGGGGCACAGGAGGGCGUGGGCGCGUCUGGUAUGGGAUGCCAUGGAGAGGAGGGGGCCCUCCUAAGUAGAUCUGUGGGUGGUUCCUUUGUCGAUUCCUCUUCUACCAUUUUAACCUUUGAAUUGCCGAAGAGAGAGUCCCCAUGGUCUCUGCUCAAAUUCUGCAAACUUUUUCUUUGGGUGGGCUUAAUCACCCACUACUUCAUUAUAGAGCUGCCCACCGCCUUUUGUGAUACUGGGCACAAACGUGGGGAAUAUGUCAGAAAAGAGGAAGCCGCUGCUGGGCUUCGUGGGCAAACUCCCCAGUGGGACAGCGCUUGGGAACUCAGGCAAGACUCACUGCCCUUUGUGCAUGGGGCUUUUCAAAGCCCCCAGGCUCUUGCCUUGUUUGCACACAGUUUGUACCACGUGUCUGGAGCAGCUGGAACCCUUCUCAAUAGUGGACAUCAGAGGGGGAGACUCUGACACAAGCUCUGAGGGGUCAAUAUUCCAGGAACUCAAGCCUCCCAGUCUGCAGCUGCAGAUCGGCAUCCUCUGUCCCGUAUGUGAUGCUCAGGUGGACCUGCCCAUGGGUGGAGUGAAGGCUUUAACCAUAGACCACCUGGCCAUGAAUGAUGUGAUGCUGGAGAGUCUUCAAGGGGAAGGCCAGGGCCUGGUGUGUGACCUGUGCAGCAACAGAGAAGUGGAGAAGAGAUGUCAGACCUGCAAAGCCAAUCUCUGUCACUUCUGCUGCCAGGCGCAUAGGUUCCACAGCUGGCGGCAGAAGAAGACAACUUACCAUACGAUGGUGGACCGAAAAGACUUAAAAGGCUGCAGCAGGAUCGGGAAGCCCGUUUUGUGUCCUGUGCACCCUGCAGAGGACCUGAGGCUGUUCUGUGAGCUCUGCGACCAGCCCGUGUGCCAGGACUGCGUGGUGGGGGCGCACCGGGAGCACCCCUGUGACUUCACGAGCAAUGUUAUCCACAAGCAUGGGGACUCAGUGCGGGAGCUCCUCAGAGGCACCCAGCCCCACGUGGAGGCGUUGGAGGAAGCCCUCGCACAGAUCAAAGGGAUGAAGAGCGCCCUCCAGGCGCAGGUGGGGGCUGUGGCCGCUGACGUGCGAACAUUCUCUGAGGGCUACAUCAAGGCCAUUGAGGAGCACCGGGACAAGCUGCUGAAGCAGCUGGAAGACAUACGGGUCCAGAAGGAAAACUCCCUACAGCUACAGAAGGCCCAGCUAGAGCAGCUGCUAGCUGACAUGCGGACUGGUGUGGAGUUCACAGAGCACCUGCUGACCAGUGGCUCAGACUUGGAGAUCCUCAUCACCAAGGGGGUGGUAGUAGAACGGCUCACAAAGCUGAACAAAGUCGAAUGUAGUAUCCAUCCUGGAGUAAACGAUAAGAUAUGCUUCUCUCCUCAGCAGAAAGCAGGCCGGUGCCGUGGCUAUGAAGUUUAUGGGGCCAUCAGUACCAAAGAGGUCGAUCCAGCCAAAUGUGUCCUUCAAGGAGAAGAUCUCCACCGGGCCCAGGAGAAACAGACAGCCUCUUUCACCCUGCUGUGUAAGGAUGCGGCAGGAGAGAGCAUGGGCCGGGGAGGAGACGGCGUGCAAGUCGCGGUCAUCCCUAAAGAUAAGAAAGACAGUCCGGUCAGAGCGCUGGUGCACGAUAACCAGGAUGGGACAUACCGCGUCUCCUACACCCCCAAGGAGCCUGGUGUCUAUACCGUGUUGGUCUGCAUCAAAGAGCAGCACGUGCAGGGCUCGCCAUUCACCGUGACCGUGAGGAAGAGGCAUCGGCCACACCCGGGCGUGUUUCAGGGCUGCACGUUCUGCUCCAGCGGAGGCCAGAAGACUGCUCACUGUGGAGGCACCAUGCCAGGGGGGUACCUAGGCUGCGGCCAUGGACACAAAGGCCACCUGGGUCGCCCGCACUGGUCCUGCUGUGGGAAGUUUGCCGAGAAGUCAGAAUGCACGUGGACAGGUGGGCAGAACGCACCAAGGAGUCUACUCAGAACCGUGGCACUCUGAUGCCUUCCUGGGUACGUGCCCAGCCCGUUUAGCUGCAGCCAGUACAACUUCCAAUUACCAGAGGACCCCAGACCUUGAUUAAUUCUGAAGAAACAGAUAGAAUUAAAAACGAAGUGCCUUAUCUUAUACUCUCAAUUUCCAGUCUUUUCUUGUGAGUCACUCACUGAUGGUAUGUACGGACGGUUGAGCACCAGACACCACGUUUCUCUUCAUGAUGGUUGGCAGGGUUCAUUCUACACUGAGGCUCCCUUCUCUUGUGCAGGAACAGAGCGAUCUACGCUGUUGGAACUUAGGGAUCAUGGGGGG